GAACAUUACGCAAAUAAGAUGUUCCAUCAAUCCUGAAAGUAGACAAUGCGUGAUGAGUAACAUUCACAAAGAAGCUGAACGCAUUGAACUACCCACGGUUCCACCAGCGUGCUACGGAGAUUAA
Molecule: messenger RNA, 124 nt
Organism: Acaulospora morrowiae
Lineage: Eukaryota; Fungi; Glomeromycota; Glomeromycetes; Diversisporales; Acaulosporaceae
Source: the annotation of a GenBank genome assembly